GGAGGGGGUAAACACCGGGGCUUUUUUCUUGUUUUUUUUUCUUUUCAUGCCCCACCUUCCUCCUGCGGUGCGUGCUGAAUUUUAUUUUUAUCGCGAGAAGGGUCCAGCCGUCCCUCUCCCUCGUCAACGGCGCUAACGUCGAAGUUUGGUACUCACGAGAGCUUGUCAGCUAUAUUUCGCUUUCACCCCACGUUUCGUAAAUUUUUCACCCCAUGGGGAUUCGAACGCACGAUGCCUGCGACAAGCGGAAUACGAGGAUACCACUAGACCACCGGGGGCGACCGGGAAAUUCCGUCUUGGGCUUUAAUUGGCAUCAGCAAGAACAGCUCCACCCGCCUCCGGAAACGCAACGAGGAGGGCCCGACCGGCAUCGUCCGCUGUCCGGAGGCGGUGGUUCUAGCGGAAGCAGUCUGUGGGCAUCGCCGUUGGAGGUGCCGCCUGUAACCGCAUCGUCGACGCCGGUGGCGCUAGGCCUAUCAUCGGACAGGGGCACUGCUGGCUCUCGCCGCCAAGGGUACGGAGGCGGCGGCGUGAGCACGGAGAGCGGCUGCAGCGGCAGCAGCGACCACGACGCGGUGCUGCCGGCAAGUGCGCGCGGCAGCUGGAACAGCAGCAGCAGAGGCGCUAAGUCUUCCCCAGCAGGCGGAGGAACAAGCCCGCACGACGACGACGAAGCCGGAGCUGGUUCUGGAAGACGAAGCGCGAAAAGAAGGCUAGGUACAGCCGCAUCAGCAGCAGCAGCCUUGGAUGAAGGAACGGAUCCGAUAGUUGCCGCCGUCCGAAGAAGCCGUGGAGCCAAGGAGGCGGAGAGCGGCGAGACUGGUGAUUUGAGGCGUGGCGGGGGCGGGGGGGGAGUUGUACGGGAGGUGGGCAACAGUAACCGGGCCGGUAGCAGUGGCGGUGUUUUUCGUGCGGCGGGAGGUGGCGAGGGGCGUGACGGGGCGAGCGUUUCGCUUGGCGGGAGGCGUGAGGGGGGAAGGACUGCCGACGGGGGUGCCGUGGUAUCAUCGUCUACCCGGGGACGAGUCGGCGUGAGGAAGGCUCGUCGGACGUACGGUCGGGGCUGACGAAGCGCUGGCAACAAACCCUACCUACCGUUUUACGCGGUGGUGUUGUUGGUGGUGUUGGUGGAAGUGUUAUGGUAGGCAUUCGCUUUGUUAUCUUGCGUUUUGACUUACCAUGCGGUGAUAACGCCGCUGGAACAUCACCAAGUAGAGAGAGAGAGAGACCGUAAGGCCUCCUAGGGGGGAGGGAUCGAGGGUUGUCCGGAGUGUUUUGACGAUCUUCGAUGGCGAGCGGGCAGUUUCAAACGUGGCGCCCACCGGUGUCGGACGACUCCACUCACCGACCACAAGGGUUUGGAAUAAUCAAAACCCGGAGAUUUUGGUUUCGGGCGCGAAGUCUCAAUAGGCAAACCUACAGCCUCUUAAAAGAGCUUCUCGGCUUCGGGGCGCGAUCCAUCGGAUGGACUUUAGAUCCGCUGUGAGCAUGAACACGGAGCUGAGGAUACCGCGAUCCCUUGCACAAAUUGCUUCCCUACGAAGAGAAAACAAGCGUGCUAGUCUUCAUGUUUCUCAGGGCAGAAAAACGUGUGCGAGAGUCGAGGGGGAGGAAGUUGUCGCUGUCCAAGAACUGGGCGGCGAAAAGGUUGCGUGUACCCGUGAGUGUCUUUGUGUUGUUGGCAUCGACCGAGAUAACGCGGUUGACCAAUGAAAGCACUGCAGUCUUAUGAUGUGAUGUACAAACAUGCAUGUGAGGUCUGAUUGACAUCGGUAAGCUUGCAGGAAGUAAACUUGUUGUUGAAAUGUUCGUACAAGGCUUGUACGCGGGCUAUUGUACCCCACGAGUUGCUUUUCUCGAGGGCGUAACGGGCGUCGUGGACAGCGUGGGAGAGUGUGGUGCCGAACUAAGAAUAUUUCUUGCAGCGGUAGAACCAGGCAUGUGCCCCCCCCCCCCUGCCAUGUGUUGUGUGGGAGGAGCAGUGUGCCUGCAAGAUGUCACGGUAUUCCGCAGCUCGGGGGUGCUGGGCGUGCUUUGUUGUUGAGAAAACUCGUUUCGAUGUGUGUUGUUUGGUGGCCUACGCAUACUGGCAAUGGUCAAGGUUCGGAGAAAAGGACAGGAUACGGCCCUGCCACAGGGUGGUGGAAUGAAGGAAGAACAGCUGUCGAGCCUCACCCGCAAAUUUUCGACAGCUGGUCACGGACGUGGUAACGCUAGACAUGUAGUCUAGCUGUGAACGGUUAAAGUACGUGUGCUUUCAGCGAAAUAGGGCGGAUUCCGCAGGGCAAGAACGGCGGUGGGUUCUUGGAACGGAACGUUGUACAGUAAACCACAUCCAAUGCAAUGCCGGCCCACCCACGGGGAACAUUGAUACCGUUGUCAGAAAGCCAGCCUGAUGCUAGAGUACGAAAAUCAUGGAGACCUGAGCAGGGAGUAGGCAUGUGGCCCUGUUGCAGGACGAGCUCGGGCAAAGGCUGGCAGGUCGGAACUAGCUACUGCGAUGUUUGGUGUUUCUUUCGUUCUCGUUUCUCUAGGGCAAGGGGGGGCCGAGGUGGGUGCAACAGCGCAACGAGAUGCGGUUUUUCGCUUGCGUGCCUUGCUGCGGACACAGCUUUCUAGCUUUUGCUUUCAGACCCC
Messenger RNA from Ectocarpus sp. CCAP 1310/34, 2637 nucleotides. The record is from the annotation of a GenBank genome assembly. Lineage: Eukaryota; Phaeophyceae; Ectocarpales; Ectocarpaceae.